AUGGCACCAGUAGAGUUACGUGAGUUGAAAAUUCAAUUGCAGGAAUUGGUUGAUAUUGGGUUCAUUCGACCUAGUGUUUCCCCUUGGGGUGCACCAGUGUUGUUUGUAAAGAAGAAGGAUGGAAGCAUGAGGCUUUGUAUCGACUACAGGCAGUUGAACAAGGUAACAGUGCGUAAUUGCUAUCCUUUGCCUCGAAUCGAUGACUUGUUUGAUCAGUUAAGGGGUGCCAAGUAUUUUUCCAAGAUUGAUAUGAGAUCGGGAUAUCAUCAACUCAAAGUACGAGAAGAUAAUAUUCCCAAGACAGCAUUCAGGACUUGUUACAGCCAUUACGAGUUCUUAGUGAUGCCUUUCAGAUUGACAAAUGCUCCAGCAGCGUUUAUGGAUCUCAUGAACAGAGUGUUCCGACCUUACUUGGAUCGCUUUGUGAUUGUGUUCAUAGACGACAUCCUUGUUUAUUCUCGAACUUUUGAGGGUCAUAAGAAACAUUUGGGGUUGGUGUUGAAGACUUUGAGAAGGAAGCAGCUUUAUGCCAAGUUAAGUAAGUGUCAGUUUUGGUUAGAUAGAGUGGACUUCCUUGGACAUGUGAUUUCAGCAGAAGGAAUCUAUGUAGACCCUCGUAAAGUGGAAGCUGUUGUGAAUUGGGUGCAACCCACAAGUGUAACAGAACUACGGAGUUUCCUGGGGUUAGUGGGCUACUAUCGUCGAUUUGUAGAAGGGUUUUCUUCGAUAGCGGCACCUCUUACUCGGUUGACGAGGAAGGAUGUUAAAUUUGAGUGGACGAAGGAGUGCGAGCAGGGUUUUCAGGAGCUGAAGAAGCGGUUAACCACCACACCUGUUCUGGCUCUUCCAGAUAACUCGGGGAACUUUGUGAUCUACAGUGACGUGUCUUUACAAGGCCUGGGAUGUGUUCUGAUUGGUGUUCGCCCUCAAGAUUUGGCGGCAUUACCUAAGGAGCUGAAUAUGAGACAACGCCGUUGGCUGGAAUUGGUUAAGGACUAUGACCGUACGAUUAAGUAUCAUCUGGCCGAGCGAAUGUUGGAAGUAGAGAGUGGUACACGGACGGAUUAUGCAAUAAGAAAGGACGGAGCUUUGGUGACUGGAACUCGUCUUUGUGUACCCAUGAACAAUGAUGACUUGAGAAGAGAAAUCAUGGAAGAAGCUCACUGUUCCACUUACUCUAUGCAUCCUGGUAGUACUAAGAUGUAUCGAACUCUACGUGAGUACUACUCGUGGCCGUAUAUGAAGGGAGAUAUUGCUAAGUAUGUGAGUAGAUGUUUGAUUUCUCAACAAGUGAAAGUAGAACAGCAGAAACCAUCUGGACUUAUGCAACCACUUCCGAUCCUUGAAUGGAAGUGGGAGCUUAUCACAAUGGACUUCGUUUUCAAACUUCCACAUACUUCCAAAGGGCAUGAUGGAAUUUUGGUGAUAGUUGACCGACUCACCAAAUCCACCCAUUUUCUACCUAUAAAGGAAACCUAUUCCUUGUCAAGGCUGGCAAAACUCUUUGUGGAUGAGAUCGUGAGGUUGCACGGAGCUCCUGUGUCUAUUGUGUCGGACAGGGAUGCAAGGUUCACAUCUCAUUUCUAG
Prunus armeniaca (apricot) is the source of this 1587-nucleotide messenger RNA. Lineage: Eukaryota; Viridiplantae; Streptophyta; Magnoliopsida; Rosales; Rosaceae. The record is from the annotation of a GenBank genome assembly.